Messenger RNA from Oryzias melastigma (Indian medaka), 793 nucleotides. RefSeq names its product calcium/calmodulin-dependent protein kinase type II subunit gamma. The record is from RefSeq and is a predicted model, not a curated record. Gene Ontology annotation, cellular component: cytoplasm; neuron projection. Gene Ontology annotation, biological process: protein phosphorylation. Lineage: Eukaryota; Metazoa; Chordata; Actinopteri; Beloniformes; Adrianichthyidae. Gene Ontology annotation, molecular function: calmodulin binding; calcium/calmodulin-dependent protein kinase activity; ATP binding.
UCACUGCAUUAGUCAGAUCUUGGAGAGUGUCAAUCAUAUCCACCAGCACGAUAUUGUGCACAGAGACCUCAAGCCUGAGAACCUGUUGUUGGCCAGUAAAAUGAAGGGCGCUGCAGUGAAGCUGGCGGACUUUGGCCUUGCUAUUGAGGUGCAAGGAGACCAGCAGGCUUGGUUUGGGUUUGCCGGCACUCCCGGCUAUCUCUCUCCUGAGGUCUUGCGGAAGGAUCCCUACGGAAAGCCUGUGGAUAUUUGGGCGUGCGGUGUUAUUCUUUAUAUCUUGUUAGUCGGCUAUCCUCCAUUCUGGGAUGAAGAUCAACACAAACUCUAUCAACAGAUCAAAGCAGGGGCAUACGAUUUUCCUUCCCCGGAGUGGGACACGGUGACCCCAGAAGCAAAGAAUCUGAUCAACCAAAUGUUGACUAUUAAUCCAGCCAAGAGAAUUACUGCUGAACAAGCCCUCAAACACCCAUGGGUCUGCCACCGCUCUACAGUGGCAUCCAUGAUGCACAGACAGGAAACUGUGGAAUGUCUCCGUAAAUUCAACGCUCGCAGAAAGCUCAAGGGAGCCAUUCUCACCACCAUGCUGGUGUCCAGAAACUUCUCAGUGGGCCGGCAGCAUACCAACUCUGCUGCUGCCGCCUCCUCCACGGCCUCACUGGCUCAGGAAGCAUGCAAAAGUUUACUCAACAAGAAGUCGGAUUCUGCCAAGCCUUCUACCAACAACAGUAAGAACAGUAUAGUGAGCGCCAUCAAUGCCCUGAAAGACACCAACAUGGCAACCAACGCCCAGAUG